AUGACUGUGCCCACCAACCAGAUCAGCUUUGGGAGUGUCUACAUUCGGUGUGGUAAACAAAUUCGCAUCCGUAAAAACGUGGAUGGGUGGAUCGAUGGAUUUGAUUUUUUGGGGAGGGGAGAAGAAAAAGCGGUUGCUUGGUGUUAUCGGGGCCCUAGGACGAAUCCGGGAAAGCUCGAUCGUUCCCGCAUCUUUGGCGAGCUGGAUGAUCUGCCGAAUCUGUGCCUGCUUCUUAUCCUGACAGUGUACCUACAUAUUAUUACUGUGGCAUGGCUGGCCGGCGAGCGGCUUGGUCUUGAUGUCUCCCGCCGAGUAUGUACAUGUACCUGCUACAUCCAGCAUAUAGCUACACCCAUGUUACCAUAUUACGGUCAAGUUGCUCGCAAGACUCAAAACAUAUCAUUUGAUAUGCUACCGUCAGCUAGCGGCGGCCAGAGAAUCCUAACCCACAUCCUACCUCCCGCUCGCCAUCCCAGUCCGGGUGGGCGUUUUCUUUCCCAAGCCCCCCCAGCCAGUCAUAUAUCAUCAUCAUCAUCAUCAUCAUAUCCGACGUUCCGAGCCAGAAGACCUGCGCCUCCCCCCCCUCCCCAAGCAACGGAUCCGGUAUUCGGGCUCCAUCGCAUCAUGCUUCCUAGACGAGCGGGACAAGACAAGAUACUAGAAUCCGGGUCCUACGCUGCCUCGCGAACUGGAAAUGGUUUUCGCCAGCCACGAAUCAGAGAUCGUUACCAUCAAAAAGUCAUUUUUUCAAAUUCUUCUUACCUGGCCCGAGUACAAUAUGGAGUUGCGGCCAGUACUUGUAUGUAUCUGUGCUAG
This is a messenger RNA of Morchella sextelata, 816 nucleotides long. RefSeq lists its product as uncharacterized. The record is from RefSeq and is a predicted model, not a curated record. NCBI's taxonomy places the organism in Eukaryota, Fungi, Ascomycota, Pezizomycetes, Pezizales, Morchellaceae. The transcript is spliced from 10 exons. The coding region runs from base 1 to 816 and encodes 271 amino acids.